Messenger RNA from Ficedula albicollis (Collared flycatcher), 4828 nucleotides. RefSeq names its product ribosomal protein S6 kinase A6 (gene RPS6KA6). Gene Ontology annotation, biological process: protein phosphorylation. The record is from RefSeq and is a predicted model, not a curated record. Gene Ontology annotation, molecular function: magnesium ion binding; ATP binding; ribosomal protein S6 kinase activity. NCBI's taxonomy places the organism in Eukaryota, Metazoa, Chordata, Aves, Passeriformes, Muscicapidae. The transcript is spliced from 22 exons. Bases 9 to 2210 code for a protein of 733 amino acids.
UUUAAUGAAUGCUCUGCGUGUCUGAACAGAGCAUGUUCUUCAUAUUUAUGCUAAAUGGCCUUAAAAUGGCAGAUGAGCCAAUGGAAGAAGGUGAACCAUAUUCCUACCAUGAUGAAGGAAGUGUGAAAGAAAUUCCUAUUACACACCAUGUGAAAGAAGGAUGUGAGAAAGCAGAUCCAGCUCAGUUUGAGCUACUUAAGGUUCUUGGACAGGGAUCAUUUGGAAAGGUCUUCCUCGUGAGGAAGAUAAUUGGGCCUGAUGCUGGGCAGCUUUAUGCAAUGAAAGUGUUGAAAAAAGCUUCUUUAAAAGUUCGGGACAGAGUCCGUACCAAGAUGGAGCGCGACAUCCUGGUGGAAGUCAAUCACCCCUUCAUUGUCAAACUGCACUAUGCCUUUCAGACUGAAGGGAAGCUCUAUUUAAUAUUGGAUUUUCUCAGGGGAGGAGAUGUAUUCACACGAUUAUCCAAAGAGGUUAUGUUUACAGAGGAAGAUGUGAAAUUCUACCUCGCAGAACUGGCCCUUGCUUUGGAUCACCUUCACAGCUUGGGAAUUGUGUACAGGGACCUGAAGCCAGAAAACAUUUUGCUUGAUGAAGCAGGACAUAUCAAGUUAACAGACUUUGGACUCAGCAAGGAAUCAGUAGACCAGGAGAAGAAGGCCUAUUCUUUCUGUGGUACUGUAGAGUACAUGGCUCCUGAAGUGGUAAACAGGCGAGGGCACAACCAGAGUGCUGACUGGUGGUCCUUUGGGGUCCUCAUGUUUGAAAUGCUUACUGGUACCCUGCCAUUUCAAGGUAAAGAUCGAAAUGAGACUAUGAAUAUGAUACUGAAAGCAAAGCUGGGGAUGCCUCAGUUCCUCAGCCCUGAAGCACAAAGUCUCUUGAGGAUGUUGUUUAAAAGGAACCCAUCAAAUAGAUUAGGAGCUGGUUCAGAUGGAGUUGAAGAAAUCAAGAGACAUCCUUUUUUUUCUACUGUUGACUGGAAUAAACUGUUCAGAAGAGAAAUUCAGCCUCCAUUCAAACCUGCUUCUGGAAAGCCAGAAGAUACUUUCUGUUUUGAUCCAGAAUUCACAGCAAAAACACCAAAAGAUUCUCCAGGGGUCCCACCCAGUGCUAAUGCCCACCAGCUCUUCAAGGGAUUUAGUUUUGUUGCAACUACUACUGUAGAAGACCAUAAAAUAUCACCCCUCACCAAUAUCCUGCCCAUUGUCCAGCAGCUUCAUGGAAACAGUGCACAGUUCACUGAUGUCUAUGAACUGAAGGAAGAUAUUGGUGUGGGCUCCUACUCAGUUUGCAAGAGAUGUAUCCACAUAGCUACAAACAUGGAGUUUGCUGUGAAGAUAAUUGAUAAAAGCAAAAGGGAUCCCUCAGAAGAAAUCGAGAUUCUCAUGCGUUAUGGGCAACAUCCAAACAUUAUUACUUUAAAGGAUGUGUAUGAUGAUGGCAGGUUCAUCUACCUGGUGACAGAGCUGAUGAAGGGAGGGGAGCUGCUGGACCGGAUCCUGCGGCAGAAGUUCUUCUCGGAGCGCGAGGCCAGCGCUGUGCUCUUCACCAUCGCCAAGACCGUGGACUACCUGCACUGCCAGGGGGUGGUGCACCGAGACCUCAAACCCAGUAAUAUUUUAUACACUGAUGAUUCAAACAAUGCUGAUUCCAUCAGGAUUUGUGAUUUUGGAUUUGCAAAACAACUUCGAGGAGAAAAUGGAUUACUUCUGACUCCCUGCUACACUGCAAACUUUGUGGCACCAGAGGUUCUCAUGAGACAGGGAUAUGAUGCUGCUUGUGACAUAUGGAGCUUGGGAGUUCUCCUUUACACAAUGCUGGCAGGCUAUACUCCAUUUGCCAAUGGUCCCAAUGAUACUCCUGAGGAGAUCCUAGUACGGAUAGGCAGUGGGAAAUUCUCUCUAAGUGGAGGCAACUGGGACACUGUUUCAGAUGCAGCAAAGGACUUGUUGUCACACAUGCUGCACGUGGAUCCCCACCAGCGGUACACGGCCGAGCAGGUGCUGAAGCAUUCCUGGAUUGCCUGUAGGGACCAGCUGCCUCAUUAUCAGCUCAACAGGCAAGAUGCCCCACAUCUAGUAAAGGGAGCCAUGGCUGCUACAUAUUCUGCACUGAAUCACAAGACAUUUCAGCCAGUGCUGGAGCCUGUGGCAGCCUCCAGUUUAGCUCAGCGAAGGAGCAUGAAAAAGCUCACAUCCACAGACUUAUAGAUCCACUGGGACACCUGAGCAGACACAAGCAAGGGGGAAACCCAACAAGUGGCUCUAUUUUGCCUGACCUGUGAUCAAAAGGCAUCUAUGGUUUCCUGCUACACUACUUGAAUUCUGUAAAAGUCCUUUUUUUAAAAAGAAAAAAAAAAUCCACAGGUUCAUACUGUGUUUGUUUUACAGGCCGUAUCUGUUAAGUUAAUUUGAACAUCAGGUACACCAUAAUGAAUUUCUCUACACUGUCCUUUGAGAUCUGUUGCAAAUAUUCUUUCACAUUCUGUAUAGUUUUGCUGGGUUCAGUUAAAAAAAAAAAUGGUUUAGGGGACCCUUGCCAAUGACCAAGUUGUACAUAAAGUGUCAGUGUGAGUUUUCUUUGCUUCACACCUUUAGACCCUGCUGUGAAGGGCAAAUUCUUCAUUUUGGUAAUUGGGCACUUCAUUGAUUCAAUUCCUUUCCCUUGUCCAUGACUAUUAUGCAGAGUUGGGCAGUGUGAUGUGCCAGAGUUAAUUCAUCACUGUUGAUCUGUGUUUGCACGGUGCCAGUAGCUGAGGAGUUUGUGUGAAAUACAAACCAAAGGGAUGUGCAAGAUCCUGCACUUAAAUUUGAGCUCUUGUGACCCAAAAGAAAUGCUGGUUAUGGCCUCUAACAGGAAAAUGAAUAUUUCUGGUUGUUACCACAAAUUGUGUCCUGCACUGAGCUGGAGAAAGUCAAUAUGUGCAUAAACUGUCAAAAUUCAGGCUCUCAGAAACAUUGGUGCCACUUCAAAACAACAUCAUGCAGCUCAAUCCUUUGUUAUUCAUAUUUCCCAUGCAUUAGUACAACUACUGUGUUAUUUUCCUCAGCAGUCUUUCCACUAAAUACACCCAAUAUUAGGUUUGUUUGGUAUAUGAGACAAACUGACACUUUAUUAUAACCAACUUGGCACUUGGGGUUUAUUUUUUAUUUAUUUGAUUUUUUUAAUAGAAGGUUGCUUCUCUCUGAUUCUCUCGCCGCAUGUACAAAUAUUACAGAACAGAAAUGCAAAAUUCUCUUUGCCUAACUGUAGGGGUAGCUUGGGAAAAUAAAUAAGCCUUGCUGUGUGCCCAGAUAAGGGAAUUCUGACCAAGAAAUUUCACAGUUAUGGACAAAUUCCUUUUAGCAUCCUGUGGCCAGCACUUACUCGCCCUCUCUGUCUGGUGUUAGGACAUCAGCUGUUCCUAAAUGCUGGGAUGGAGGGGAAGUUCAUUUCAGGGCCAGAAUUACCUUGGGGUUUCCUGACUGAAAACCAAUGCUAACUGCUGGUAGUUCAUUCAGAGAUACACUUAGAAAUGUUUUCAAAAGUUGUAGACACUGAGCAACUGUAGUGACAUAGCAGAAUGAUUUUAAAUAUUAAAUAUAUUAGUGACAUUAGACUGUGAAGUGACCAAAACUCAAACAUAGUUCAGACUCAUUUGUCAUAAUGGAAUUUUCAAAUGCAAGACCCCAGGGCUGACAAAAAUCAGUGUUUUGAGACAGCAGGAAAAAAACUUCCUGAGAAUUCUGGCCCAAGCACCAGGAGUGGUGGUGAUAACUCAGAUCUCACAAGAGGUCUUGGCUGGUUUUUGCUUAUACCUGUGAAGGACUUGGUGGUGUUGGAAGUACUUUUAGAUAAGCUGCUUUCUUCUGUUGUGGUGGGGGAAGAUGGACAUUAUCUGGCCAAAUAGUUAGGUAUGAAUAUAUAUAGAUUUGAGACUUAAUGAUAUAGCAAACUUAGGUGUGCUCUUUGUAUCACACAGAACAUCCCCCAGAUGGAAUUUCUUGAGUGCUUGAUAGAUGUUGGAAGCUUUAGGGGCCAUUUGUGCCUAGUUUUGAGGUGCCUGUUUGAAAUGCUUGAAAGCUUAUCAAAGAACACAACUGCUUCCUGGAAAGCUCCUUGUUUAGUACAAAAUCUGCCCCUUUUGCAGCUGCUUCAUCCUCCUUUUCCAGCAAGAAUGCCUGGAAACCUCUUGUCUACACUCUGUCAGGGUCAUUUUUAUGUGAACUUAAAGAUGACUGCGAGAAGAAUUUGAAUUGACUCAAAAAAAGAAGGCAAAAGUGGUAGAAAUUAAAGCCCCUGAGCCCAGGUCAAGGUGUAAUGUGGGUUGAAAUGUAGUCCUAAAAGCAUGCUGAGGAUAAGAGGUAAUGCAGGCCCUGGAUACAAUGAAAAUGUCAAACUUGAAUUGUCUUCAGCUUUCCUGUAAGGCAGCAGCUGGUCUUUAAUGGCUUUACCCAUGAAUCAUUUAACAGUGUUUCUGUUUUUAUUUUCUUUUAGCUUGCUUAGAAGCACCACAGUAUAAGCACCUUAAAAGCAUUUUGCACAAGAGCAGUUGGAAGCAGCUGAGGGGACUCAAGUUAUUCUUGAUGUGCAGUACAAAGGUGGUGAGAGGAAAAGAACACAAACAAGGUGGAUGUUCUGAUUCAUUGCAGAGUAUUUAAAACAUCUCCUGUAAAGUUAUCCCUGUUUUAUAGCACUGCUGGCCUUUAGUGCAGGUGGUACUCCAGGGGUAAAAGCAAAGUUUCAGUGACUGCAACAUUACAAAGUUGUCUUAUUGUGGGGAAAACAUAUGGAUGUGUUAUAUCUGACAGGCCAGUGUACCCUGGUAUGCCAUUUAUAAUCCUUAUUU